Molecule: messenger RNA, 4905 nt
Organism: Vespa mandarinia (Asian giant hornet)
Lineage: Eukaryota; Metazoa; Arthropoda; Insecta; Hymenoptera; Vespidae
Gene: mesh
Product: sushi domain containing 2 mesh
Biological process (GO): cell-matrix adhesion
Source: RefSeq, a predicted model, not a curated record
CAAGAACGUUAUCAUAACUUGUUACCUGUGAAUCUCAGUCCAGUAUCGUCUCGCUUAGUAGACUAUUUUAUCCGUAAACCUGUGCUCGCCAAAAAAUGCGGGAACGAACAUCGAGGGGUAUUUUUUACCCUUGCAAAUUAACAAUGAGAGCGAUUCUUCUUCUCUAUAUUUCCGCGAUAUCGUUAAAUGGAAUCGAUGCUCAAACAGAAAAGGAGACUUUCGAGAGUGCUUUCGGAUUGAAUGUGCCAGAACAAACAGAAAACAAAGAUAAUGUAGCUUUGACGGAAAAUAAGGAAUCGGUUCCUUUGGAAUUGGAGGAUCUUGCGGAAACAGAUAAGAAAAAAAUCGGAACGAUUCGGGAAAAGUCUGACACGGAAACGGAACUUUUUAAAUCUGAUCCUCAAGAUUCGAAAAAAGAAGUUGAACAAAAUAUAGGGAACAUUUCCGGUAGGACUGUUGAUGAAAGAAUGGGAAAAUAUGUGCGAUAUGAUUCAGAUUCACCGAAUGCCUACAGAUAUGCACCUCGAUCUGAUGACUCAGUUCCCGAUUAUGUUCUUCUUGAAUCGAGAUUGAAAGAAAUUCGAUCGGAAUUCAUGUAUUGGUAUUUUGACUUAGGAGGUGAAAGUGAACAUGGAGAUUAUCAAACGGAUAUUCAUGCAUCCACGGUGAUCAUUCACAAGAAUUUGAAUUUUCAACUUCCUUUUUUCGGAUUUCGAUUCAAUUACACCAGGGUAACCGUCAAUGGUUUCUUAGAGUUUAGUGAUCCUCCAGAUUACUAUACGCAUCCUUUGGUCUUUCCAAUCAAGGAUUGGCCCGAAAAAAACGAUCCAAGUUUUAUUGGGAUAUUUUUCAGUCAAUGUCGCAUAGGAAAACUUGGACCAAACGAUAUCGAUAAAAGAAGACCUGGUGUAUAUUUUCGACUCGAGAGAGAUCUGCAGAGAAGGACGGAUCAAUUUGGCGUUGAAAUGAGAGAACGAGUCAAGUGGGAUAUUCGUGAAGGUGUCGUGGGUUCAGAUUCGUUCGAUCCAAAGCAUGUCGUUCUUGUCACCUGGAAAAACAUUUCCUUCGUCGGUGGCCUUGAUAAUGCUCUCUAUAAAACGAAUACCUUUCAAAUGGUUCUAGCUACGGAUGAAGUUCACACGUAUGCGAUAUUCAAUUAUCUGAAUAUUCAAUGGUCCGCUCACACAUCAGCUGGUGGUGACAACUAUGCUGGAGAGGGUGGAGUACCUGCAUUUAUUGGAUUCAAUGCCGGUAAUGGUACACAAAGCUACGAGUACAAACCUUAUUCUCAAACGUCCACUUUACGAGACUUAACGGGUAGAGGAUGGGGCAAUGGUUUUCCAGGCCGUCACAUUUUUAGAAUAGACGAGAAAAUAAUGUUGGGUUCUUGUAAUAAAGAUAUAGCUGGUACUAACUUGCCUCUUGUAUUCGCUCCUGAAAGCGGAAACAUGUUGGGUGGUACGGUAGUCAAUAUCACAGGACCUUGCUUCAAUGAGACCGAGAAAGUCAGGUGUCUGUUCGAUACGGUCACGGUGAUCGGUCAUGUCAUAGACAGAAAUCGUGCUAUUUGCGUUCAACCAUUCGUACAAGCAGAAGGUUACGUUCGCUUGGAAGUAGCUAUUGGUAAUAGCGGAAAGUAUAAUUGGAAAGGAAAAUAUUUCGUUGAGACACCUGCUACUGCUGCCGAAAAAAUUUCUUUCACUACGACAGCCGUUCAUGAACUUGAUCCAGCGGAAAUAAAGAUAACGUGGAACCAAUACAACUUGACGAGCAAUUUGAACGCAGGUGUUCAGAUAUCAUUAUGGGGUUACAGAGAAACGAAGACUACUCCUGAGUUAAAAUUCAUUACUGAUCUUGAAGUAUCACAUACUAAUACAGGAUCUUAUAUAAUCAGACCAGCGAAUUAUCGUGAUAAGUACAAUCCUGACGAACAAGAUAUUGUGUUCGGCUUUAUAAAGAUAAAUCUAACAGAUCCGGCUCAGUAUUCUGGAAUUAAUAUUUCACCAGUUUUAUGGAGUAAACCGAUUCCAAUUGCUUGGUAUUUUGGUCCACAAUGGGAAAGACUAUACGGAUCUCGUUGGCCACAAAGAAUGUGUGAUAAGUGGAUUAUGAAUGAUAGAUAUUUGAAAAAUUUUGCUGCUGAAAUUGCAUUAUGUCCUUGCACCCUGAAUCAUGCUCUCUACGAUAAAGGACGAUUUAUGCCAGACUUCGAUUGCGAUAAGGACUCAAAUCCCGAUUGCUAUUACAACAGUCAUGCGAGUCAUUGCGUGAGGACUGGUGCACCAAAUUUGUAUGGCUCGGAACAACAAUGUUGCUAUGACAAAAAUGGUUAUUUGAUGCUUACAUAUGAUCAGCAAUGGGGUUCGCGACCACGUCGUGCGCAUAAUUUGGGAUAUUUUCCGUGGAAUGAAGCUAACAAAGUACCAACUCUCUCACAGUGGUUUCACGACAUGGUCCCUAUGUAUUUGUGUUGUCUGUGGCAAGAGGAACAGGCAGUCGGAUGUGAAACGUUUAGAUUCGAGAGACGUCCUUCGCAGGACUGCAUCGCUUAUCAGUCUCCGGCCAUUGCAACGGUAUUCGGUGAUCCACACAUUGUUACGUUUGAUGGGUUGGAAUACACGUUUAAUGGAAUGGGAGAAUUCGUAUUACUACGAGUGGAUCAAUUGAGAGACAAACUCAAUGUUCAAGCUAGGUUUGAACAAGUUGAAAGAAAUUAUUACGGAGCUGUUAAUGCCACUAAAUUGACAUCGAUUGCAGUGAUGGGAAAUAAUACCGCUAUUAUCGAGGUACGGCUACGACAAAAACACUCUCAAUGGAGGUACCGUUUAGACGUUUUUGCAGAUAAGCAACGCGUCUAUUUCGAUAGACCAUCCUUAAAGUUUCAACAUUUUUCCGGUGUAGUUGUAUAUACUCCGACAUAUAUCUUAAAUCAGAGCGAAGUUAUCAUAAUGAUGGACACCGGUGCUGGUGUCGAAGUUAUAGAAAAUGAAGGAUUCAUGUCAGCCAGAGUUUAUCUUCCCUGGUCAUAUAUGAAUAAAACCAGGGGAUUGUUUGGAAAUUGGAGUCACGAUAUUACUGAUGAUUUCACGAAUCCGGACGGUCAAUUAGCAUCCGUAGGCAAUUUAAACAAUUUUGAAGAAGUUCAUAAGAACUUUGCGAUGAAUUGGCUAUUGGAGGACAAGGAAACGGACGAUAAAGGGGCUGCUUUGUUCACAAGGGAGUUUGGUAGGACUGCGACCUUUUUUGCCAAUCGAAAAUUCCAAGCAGAAUUUCAUCGAACGCCCGAAGAAAUAUUACCGGCUAAUAGAACGGAAGAUCGAAAUCGAGCGAACGCUUUGUGCGGAGAUUCGUAUCAAUGCAAGUAUGAUUACGCGAUGACACUCAAUCGGGAUUUCGCACACUUCACGAGAACUUAUUACGAUACCUACACGCAAAUAAAGGCAAUAAACGAUAAGAGGAUUAUAUCCUGUGGUAUAUUGGAAACACCACGUUUCGGGCGCAAAAGCAAUUUUCUGUUUAUACCCGGUGCCAAAGUAAGCUUCGAAUGUAACCAAGAUUUUAUACUCGUUGGAGAUCAACGUCGAGAAUGUACGCCGGAAGGACGAUGGAACAUUCCGGAGUAUGGAUACACCGAAUGUCUCCGUCAACAGGAAUACAGUUCCCGACAAGCUGGUAUCACAACUGGUAUAGUACUUGCUAGUAUAAUUCCCAUUGUACUCAUAAUAAUUUGCGUUGCAUCAAGAGUUCUUAGGCAACGCAAAGAAGAACGAGAGCGAGAUGAGUCAUUUGGAAGAACACGUACUUUAGAACUCCAACGACUCAGAAAGAUUGACGAAGACGAUGAUUCCAGUACAUAUCCGAGUAAAGCUACUGAAAUUAAUUAAAACGAAUAAUUUUCAAUAUCGCCUAUCAUUGCACCAGGUCAGCGCAUCUUUCGAAUUUGCAUUAUAUUAUUCGCUCUUUCGUAACAAUUCAUUCUUAACAAUUAUUCAUUGAAUUUAAAGCGAAUUAGAAUAUUGAUAUAACAGUUCUAAUAUUCAUACACGAUAACAUUUAUUUCAUAAAAUUAACAUGACCAUUUUUCAUUAUAAUUAUAAUAAUACAUAUCACAAAUACAAACUGUAGUUUUUUCUAAGAGCUAUAUAUUUUUAAAUUAAAAAAAAAAAAAAAAAAAAAAGAAAAAGAAAAUCACAAGAACACAAUUUAGACAACCACCGAUCGUAAUGUCUUUUUUUUUUACUUUUUUCUUUUUUUAUUGCAAAUAGAUCUCCGACGAAUCUAGAAUUAGAUAUACAUAUAUGUAUAUAAAUAGGUUUUUUAAUUUAUAAUUCAUAUGUAAUAUUGUAAAUUAUGUAGAUUGUUGCGACAAUAUAAUAGAUUAUAAAUUCUUAUUAAUAAAGAGAAUAUGAAAACAAUAAAAAAUAUAUCAAAGAUGAUAUCAUAUUUUUUAUAUCAUUUUUGAAAUAAUCAUCAUUACCAUGUUUUUAUCGGUGAUAUAAUUCUCACCUCCUAUCGGCCGUAUAAUGUAUCAGAAGAAAGUGGAAUUAUCGACCGAGUUAGUAGUCGAGAUCAAACGUAUUUUAAAUGUAGUAUUCGCUCUACUAUUCCGGUAGUCAAUGAUUAAACUAUUUACGUCGGGCUUCCUGCUCUCUCUCACUCUCGAGCUGUUUAGGAUGCACGUUAUUUCACGGUUGUUCAUUGUUACGAGUAAUUACGGCAAUUUAUUUCAUUUGUGACACACAUUGUGUAUACGAACCGUGUUGCAUGUUAAAAUAUAAAUGUACACUUGCGGUGGCCGGUUACGAAUUAUGAGUGUUAUUAUAUUUUGCGUGGUAAAAAUUUUCGAAUAAAACGUUACAACUUUUGUUCAAAACAUUCAUCGAACUUAUGAGAUAAUUUGGAUGA